CUGAUAAACUCUUCAGUACCCUCACAGCAGAGACAAGAAGGUGGUUGUGGUUUUUAGUUCUCAGGUUGUUGUUGUUGUGGUUCAAUUAUCAAGAGGGAGGGGACAGUUUUUCGGCCAAGAUCUCUUCUCAUUAUCGCCCAGGACUACGAUAGAGCCUUCGGGAUGACCAGAAGGUCAUAACUUUUUAACGUGUACGCAACGCUCCCCCAGACGCCUCUAUGUAUCGCAGUGACAGCGGUGGUGGAGGGGACGUCCCCCAUACCAUGGACAACCAUAUGAAUUCCAACAGCAGUCCGAACGUUAACGGAGCUGUACAGAACGCCAGGCCAUUCUUUCCUGCAGAAGGACAAGCUCCUCCUCAGGAAGCACCAGCUGUGCUCAACAACUUCUCCUCUCUCUCAAUCUCUUCAAACAAAGGUGGCAAGAUUAAGGGAGUGGACGCUCAUGAGUUCAUCCCUGGGAACAGGAUGUCCGCUGCCAGCUCAGUGCCGUCGAUGACAGGGCUGGGUGUGAGCAUGUCUAGCCCCUCGCUGUCCACCAUGCUGUUCACUGCACAGCCACACACGCCUGCUGCAGCUGGAGCAGCAGUGCCCUCUGGUGCUUCCCUGUCAGCGGGUGCCUCCCCCCUCGGGUCCCCCCUGAGCUCCCCGGGUGCGAACAGGCGCAAGCCGCCGUACUCCGGUAGUUAUGACUUCAUCCCCGGCCAGACCAGCACUCCUGGUGGCACCAUGCAGCAGCAGGCCAUGGGACCGGCAUCCUCUGCACCUGCCAUGCACGAUUUUGGCGGUACGACGUACUUCUACACAGCAGGCUCGCAGCAUGCCAGACACAGCCCGCUGCCAGCUGCACUGCUGCCAGGUGGCCACCUGUUCCACCUGCCCCACACGGCGCUCAUGAAGCCCAAGGCCAACCAGCCGUCCUUCUUCAUGCAGGAUGAGCUGCGCCUGGAUACCCUGCGGAGACAGUACCUACUGGCUGCCCAGAUCGAUCCAGUUCAGCACCCAGACAUUCCUAGUGAGGUAGACAACUACCACACCCUGUACCCCCUGGAACCAGUACCGCGGGACCCCAAACACAGGUCCAGCACCUUCGGUUUCAUCACCUCCUGCUACAAGGGCAUCAGUGCCAAGGAUGCCAUGGCGUACUGCCUUACCAGAAUACAUGGUUUCCACAUGGUGAACUCCAAGUGCAUGCUGUUUACUGACAUGUGGAAGAAGAUCCAACAUUCCAACAUUGUGCAGCUGAGGGAGGUGUUCACUACCAAGGCGUUUGGUGAACACUCUCUGGUGUUUGUGCAUGAUUACCACCCCGGGGCAGAGACCCUCAUGGCUCACCACUUCAACAACCCGCAACAGAACAAGGACUUCUUCGAGGGGACGGCUGCCAGCAAAGGAAUGGUGAACGGACCGCGGCAGCACGCAGGCCUGCUCCCGGAGAGCCUGAUCUGGUGUUACGUGGUGCAGCUCAGCUCGGCGCUGAGGACGAUCCAUGCGGCGGGGCUGGCCUGUCGUGUCAUGGACCCCACCAAGAUCCUCAUCACCGGAAAGUCAAGGUUACGUGUGAACUGCGUUGGCAUUUUUGAUGUACUGACAUUUGAUGUCAACCAGAGCAAUCCAAUGGCUCUCAUUCCACAGUUCCAGCAAGAGGACCUGUUGUCACUUGGCAAGGUGGUGCUGGCUCUUGCCUGCAAUUCCGUGGCUGGCAUCCAGAGGGAGUUUCUGCAAAAGGCCAUGGAGCUGGUGACCUUGAACUACUCCAGUGACUUGAAAAAUCUCAUACUCUAUCUGUUGACCAAUCAGGGGAGGCCGAAGAGUGUGAAUGACAUCAUGCCGAUGAUUGGCGCUCGAUUCUACACACAGUUGGAUGCAGCUCACAUGCGGUGUGACGUCAUCGAGUCAGAACUGGCUAAGGAGGUUGAAAACGGCCGUCUGUUCCGGCUAUUGUGCAAACUGGGCAUCAUCAAUGACAGGCCAGGGCUGGGUCUAGACUCGGACUGGUCAGAGACAGGUGACAGGUACCUGCUGAAGUUGUUCAGGGACUACUUGUUCCACCAGGUCACUGAGUCGGGCGAGCCAUGGAUCGACAUGGCGCACGUGGUGCAGUGCUUAAACAAGCUGGACACGGGAGUGCCGGAGAAGUUGUGUUUGGUCUCGCGUGACGAGCAGAGCGUCCUUGUGCUCAACUACCACGACCUGAAGCGCUGCUUCGAGCAGGCCUUCCAGGAGGUGCUGACCGCCAGCCAGCCCGGCGAGCAGCCGCCCACCUCCCUCCACCAGUAGCCGUGGAGCCAACUUCUACUUAUCAACAACAGACGGAACUACUAACAGGAAUCACCACCUUCAACAUGUAACCCUGCAGUUCCCACAAGAACCAGCAGGGGUCCUUCCAGUACGUGCCCGGUGGAUAGUGGACCACAGAGUUGGGGAGAUCACCCAGAUUGUAAAUACCCACUUUGGACGGCAGGUGAUCAACAGUAAAUGUUAAUAUCGUUGCAGCUAAACAUGAAGAAUCUUACUCCGUAACAGAGAUCACAGUUGUAAUAAUAACGGAGUCAGCUAGUCAGGAAAGGGACUUUUCCCACUCGAGGCCGGAUAAUCUCCAAGAAUGUGUGCGUAAAAAGGUAUGAGUCGUGUCGGCAGGUACGUGGAAUAGCGAGGCAAGUAUUAUGUAAGGUCUGGCCAGCUCUGUAAUGCUAGAUUGAAAGUUGUUGGACUUAUCAUUCGAAGCACCUUACUACCAGACUUUAGUGGCGUAUUUGCUGACAUUGUACAGUCAGGUGGGCAGAACCACUCUUAUUCCUACAGAGAAAUGUUUAUCUUUUGUUUCUGUGUACAUGUCUUUUGCCAUCAGAGGUAAAUAAAAUGAACAUUUUGAGAGAAA
This is a messenger RNA of Branchiostoma floridae (Florida lancelet), 2880 nucleotides long. Its product is annotated as PAN2-PAN3 deadenylation complex subunit pan3-like. Gene Ontology annotation, molecular function: ATP binding; poly(A) binding; protein kinase activity. NCBI's taxonomy places the organism in Eukaryota, Metazoa, Chordata, Leptocardii, Amphioxiformes, Branchiostomatidae. The record is from RefSeq and is a predicted model, not a curated record. Gene Ontology annotation, cellular component: PAN complex; P-body. The transcript is spliced from 18 exons. Bases 219 to 2279 code for a protein of 686 amino acids. Gene Ontology annotation, biological process: mRNA processing; protein phosphorylation; nuclear-transcribed mRNA poly(A) tail shortening.